Molecule: messenger RNA, 3871 nt
Organism: Amoebophrya sp. A25
Lineage: Eukaryota; Dinophyceae; Syndiniales; Amoebophryaceae
Source: the annotation of a GenBank genome assembly
GCCACUUUGAUGCAGACACUGCCUUGAUAUCUUCCUGCCUUGUAUCUAUUGCCCGCGCACUCCGCAAACAGCUUUGUCAUCUUCUUCACCAAAUGUUUUCCAUCCCUCCAGGACACCCAUUUGAGAGUUUUUCACUGUAGAAUAUAUAUACACACUGAGUGGUUUAAGAACAUAAACAUAUUGAAUUUAUCGUAAUCAUCCAACGUCACUCUUUGACAUCGAUUUCGCUUGACUUUCUCGAGUUUUAUCUACCCCCAGACGCAAAAACAAAAUGUCUUUGAAGCGGGAGCGUGAUGGACCGGUUCCGGUGACCGUUUUGACCGGUUUCUUGGGUUCCGGAAAGACCACGCUGUUGAACCACAUACUGAAUGACCAGACGCACGGCAUGAAAUUCGCCAUCAUCGAGAACGAGUUCGGUGAGGUCGGUGUCGAUGAGAAGAUUAUCUCCGCGGCACAAAACGUCGACGAAGAAGUGAUUGAGGUCAUGAACGGGUGCAUCUGCUGCACGGUGCGUGGCGAUCUGGUCGAAGCCUUGAAGAAGCUCUACAAAAAGGUCGAAAAGUUUGAUGGCGUGAUCAUCGAGACCACCGGUCUCGCUGAUCCGGCACCGGUCGCGCAGACCUUCUUCGUGGAUGAUACCAUUUCGGCUCUGUACAAGUUGGACGCGAUUGUCACCGUGGUGGAUGCGCAGCACGUGAUCCAGCAUUUGGACGAAGAGAAGCCGGAAGGUGUCGAGAAUGAAACUGUUGUUAUGAACAGGAGGUCCUAUGAGUGAAUAUAUGGGUAUAAGGUGUUGUAAGAAUACACAGGCAUCCUAUUGGAGUCUUCACAAAUCUGUGACACUCUACUAGACUCUAUUAGACGGAUACACAGGCAUCCUAUUGGAGUCUUCACAAAUCUGUGACACUCGAUUAGACUCUUUUUUAAAUUUUGAAGAAUCCUAGUCAACCUAUCGAAUACUACUCAGCUUCCCAAACCCAUCAACGCCUUGCUUCUAAUCCUCAACAACUUGCUUUCGCGGAUUGCGUCCUCCUGAACAAGAUCGACUUGGUUCCAGAGGAAGAAGGCCUUAAGAACGUGGAGAAGCGUAUCAAAGCCAUCAACGCCCAUGCACCGAUCUACCGAUGCCAGAACUCCGUUGUGGAUCCGAAAAAGCUUCUCAACGUUGGAGCUUUCGACCUGAAGCGUGUCCUGGAAAUGGAUCCGGAAUUUUUGGACACCGAUGGCGAACAUGAACACGACGACCGCGUCUCCAGUCACAGUGUCAAGUACUUUUUUUUGUCUUCUUGCUUUAUGCUCCUUCAUAGUAUUUUGAUGUGGGACCGAUUUGCAUCCAUUCGUUGUCAUGUGAUGAAGAGAGGUCAGCAUGAGUAUCGAUGACACAAUCGUUGAGUCCUUUCAAGAUGAUGGCAAUGAUCAUCAAGUACUUGUAGAUCAGUCAUGAUGGCCACCACGUGCGCCUGAAUCGCUGUACAUUUUUUGAAAGUUGCAAACCUGGUAUACCAGACCAGGGUGCGCUUCUAACCAGAGCACUAAUGACACUGACGACACUGGUUGCGUAAAGAGCACCGUGUAGACCGUCUCGGCUCAAACUCCUAGGACUUCCAUGAAAAGGUCUGAAACUCGUGAUUCAGUCUGCUAGUGUCCGAAUUUCUAUGAAGAAAACGCACUAUGUAUUCCAUUUCCCCAACUCUAAUCGCGCGUGCACCAGUAAACCUUGUCUAAUCGACAAUCCAAACCACCACAAAAAGGUUCGCGGGCGACUUGAACGUGAACCGCCUCCAGCGUUGGUUGGACGAGAUGAUCACCACGAAAUCCAACGACCUCUUCCGCUACAAGGGCGUCUUGAGUGUCAAAAACAUGCCAGAGAAGUUCGUCUUCCAAGGUGUGCACAUGCUCAUGGCCGCUGGCUUCUCCCGCGAAAAGGAUCUCCUCUGGAAGGAAGGCGAGACUCGCGAGUGCCGAUUGGUCUUCAUCUUAUGAAUUUGGGUCCUAUUAUUUGUGAUUCGCCAGAGAGCGUUUCUCACGAUGCAAAAUUUGAGACACAAGUUUGAUUUCUUUCUUCAUGACUGCUCUCUCCCACGAGUGUUCCGUGGCAUGGUCUAGAGCCUGAAAAGACAUCAGUUCUCUUUUAACGACUGAAAGGUAUCCCGCACUUCUCUCCUCUUUCAUAUCCUGGCCGUCUGACUGCCGAGGACAAGGCCAUGCUGACCGAGAAGGUCAUGGACUGCAAGGCUGAGGUCGACCUCCGAUUCAAGAUCGGCGACAAGGUUCAAGCGAAGACCGGUCGUAACCAGUGGGAGACCGGAACCAUCAUCUUAUGCUUCCUUGUAGUGACCUGUAGAUAGUAGAUGGAGCGUUUCUUGUCGACCAGCCUGUUCCAGAACCUUGUCACAUUUUCGACACCGAGUACAAAACUAGAUGACCACCAGCCUCAACAACCCUAAGCCCUAGCUAGGGAAGUUCUUGUGAGUCUCUUAGAAGCAUUCUUAGCACAACAGACAUCGACCUCACUGUAAUCACAAAAAUACUGUUCAUCAUUCGGCUCCUCUCGUUUUCCCCUCUCUAAUUCUCAAGAUCUGGGAUCAGGGCAACCCCUACCGCAUCCAGAUUGACGGCAGCGGCAAGAACGUCUGGGGGCCAGAGGAUCGCGAUAUCUGCGUUCGCCCGUUGGCUGAAAACGCUGGGCAGUAAGGGAGAACGCUGGAAAGAGGGAGCGUUGUGGAGAAAACGCAUCAGUAGAAAAAGGCAAUGAUGCGUUAGAAAAAGGCAAUUGUAAUCAAGGGGAGACUAUGUGUGCGUAGUCAAAUGAACAGCCUCACAGGAGAGGACUUGUCAACAGGAGUAGGUGUAGGAAGGCAAGCUACUUCUAGGCGUCCAACCUAGAUUCUAGUGUCCAACCUAAAAUGUGACUAUUAUAUUUCUUGAGUGGGUCGUGCUGUCAUCAGCACAAAUUUGACUAUUUAAUUUCUUGAGUGGGUCGUGCUGUCUUCAGCACAUAUUAAUUUCUUGAGUGGGUCGUGUUGUCUUCAGCACAAAUUUGACAGUAAAUUAUUUGAGUGGGCCGUGUUGUCUUCAGCACUUAAAAAUGCACAGGAAGCAAUACACGACUGUAACUUACUUGGAUUCUUCUUCCUUGAUUAUACUAAUACUUAAGUUUGAACACCAAACUCAAUCCUGGAAAAAUCUUCUUCUCCAAGGAGUACAAUUUGGUUGUCCUCAAGUACAAUUUAGGAUCAAGUUGUCCUCAAGAAAGUGCACACUAACAAAACAGCGUGAGUAUACACUCCAGUGUGACACCGUUGCUGCGUGUGACCUUUGAGAUCGAUGACUUAUCCAAAAGUUGCUGUAUUGGGGAAAAACUACAAGUAAGGUCUAAUGGGGAAGCCUAUCCUUCGCUUCCUGAGGGUAAUUGAGUGGUUGACAUCAAUGAUGUAAAUAUACCAUACUUUCACAUAUAACAUACGUUUUUCCUUAGCGCAAUAACAUAUUCUGCGCUUGUCAAGCAACAUAUGGAGCGGUCAUAAUUUGUCAUAACGCAUGUAGAGCUUCAUCCAUGGGAAGAUCCCUGGUACGCUCUAAGAGUUCCUAUUUAUGAAAGGCUAUAUCAAGUCCUUCAUGACUGAUAUUUGGAAUCGUCCUACACAUCAUGUAGUUUCAUCGCAUUGGAAGAGCUAUCCUUCUCCUCUAGGGGGAUGAAGAGGCUACGCUUUUCUCAAAAAAUAUUUUUCAAAAGAAACAAUUCUUCAUCAAAUUUAUUGUUGGGAAAAGAUGACAUGAUGAUGAAGAAUGCCUCCUAGAGACGAGAUGUGUACGGGUCCCGAACUGUUCCUUUUUGGUAUCCGCGGAACGACUUCCGAGGCGAAAUGAG